Solanum lycopersicum (tomato) is the source of this 2202-nucleotide messenger RNA. Its product is annotated as protein DETOXIFICATION 55. Lineage: Eukaryota; Viridiplantae; Streptophyta; Magnoliopsida; Solanales; Solanaceae. Gene Ontology annotation, cellular component: membrane. Gene Ontology annotation, biological process: xenobiotic detoxification by transmembrane export across the plasma membrane. Gene Ontology annotation, molecular function: antiporter activity; xenobiotic transmembrane transporter activity. The record is from RefSeq and is a predicted model, not a curated record.
AAGGACAAACUGUAGCCACAACAGUUGGACCAGGAGAGCACACCUUAUUAGUCAAUGUAAAUAAUAUUCACCGUGCUUCAUUACAUGGCUCAACUCAAGUUCUAAACUUUCAACCACCAGUAACUCAGAAAUCCACCACCACCUCCAUCCCCUAUAAAUAUCCUUGUUCCUGGACACUCAAGUUAGUCUCUCUCAGUAUCUCCUUUCCUCUCUUCCACUCCCACUCUCUCUCUAUAUAUAUAUAUAUCUCCCUCUCUCUAUAUCUUUCAUAAGUGCACGUGAGUGGGUGGUAUUUGUGCAUGGAUACAGAAGCGCAUGCAGAAAAAGAAUUUAUACACAGUUAAGCUCUCUCUAUAACAGUCCAAAACAAGCAAACAAGAGGAAAGAGGAAGAAGCUUAAAGAAGAUGGCAGCAGAACAGACCCAAAAGCACCCGACAUUACCAGAGGUCAAGGAGGAAUUGAAGAAAAUAAUUGACAGAGGUUUUCCUAUUCUUGCUAUGGGCUUGGCGACCUAUUUGAAAAACAUGAUUUUAGUUAUGUGCAUGGGAAGGCUGGGAAGCUUGGAGCUGGCAGGGGGUGCACUGGCCAUUGGCUUCACCAAUAUUACUGGUUACUCCGUAUUGUCUGGCCUAGCCUUGGGGAUGGAACCACUUUCUAGCCAGGCUUUUGGAUCAAGAAACUUGACUUUAGUGUCUCUUGCCCUCCAAAGGACAAUCUUUAUGUUAUUAACUGCAUCUAUACCUAUUGCUUUUUUAUGGUUUAAUUUUGAGUCUCUCAUGCUUAAGCUACACCAAGACUCACAAAUAAUACAUGUAGCAAGUGUAUUUUGCAGAUUUGCUGUCCCGGAUCUUAUUGCUAACAGCUUUCUUCACCCUUUACGCAUCUACUUACGGUGUAAAGGUACAACAUGGCCUCUAUUAUGGUGUACUUCACUUGCAACAAUGCUGCAUUUCCCUAUCACAGUUUACCUGACUUUUACUCUCUGUCUUGGUAUCCAAGGAAUUGCAAUUUCAACCUUUGUCUCCAACUUUGUCACCUUAUUCUUCCUUUUAGGCUAUAUAUUCUUUACUUAUGACCAAGACGGAUCUCCGUCAAAACCCCUUGCAGAAAAUGUAAAACUUCUUCCUUCCAUUUCUGUGGGAGAGCAAUGGAUAAUGCUUCUUCAACUUGCUAUACCUAGCUGUUUAGCAGUUUGCUUAGAGUGGUGGUGGUAUGAAUUCAUGACAGUUCUAGCCGGCUACCUUGACAGACCUGAAGUUCCACUUGCUGCAUCUGCUAUCGUAAUACAAACCACAUCCCUCAUGUACACAUUGCCAUCGGCCCUAAGUGCUUCAGUCUCAAGUAGGGUAGGGAAUGAACUUGGAGCGGGACGACCAGCUAAGGCCCGCUUGGCAACAGGGAUAGCCAUAGGGCUGGCAUUUUUGACUUCAACAUUUGGAUUCAUACUGACCACCAUAGGGAGAGAAGCAUGGGGAAGAGUCUUUACAAAAGAUAGAGAAGUUCUGGAGCUAACAGCGACCGUUCUUCCCAUUAUUGGACUUUGUGAACUUGCUAAUUGUCCACAAACAACAUGUUGUGGGGUUCUUCGGGGGAGUGCUAGGCCCGGUGUUGGUGCAGGUAUUAACUUUUACUCAUUCUAUUUGAUGGGAACACCAGUGGCCAUUAUAUUGGCCUUCGUGUGGAAGCUAGGAUUUUUGGGCCUUUGUUAUGGGCUUCUAGCAGCUCAAGUGGCAUGUGUAAUCUCAAUGUUAAUAGUCACUUAUAGUACUGAUUGGGAAGGAGCAUCCUUGAAGGCAAAACAACUAGUGGGAAGAACUAAUGAACUCCCAUAUGAAGAUCAACUGGUAAAAAUUGAGGAGGGUAAUGGAUUUCUCAAACGAUUUAGCUUCUGAAGUGGAAGGAAAUCUAAGGAUGCAAUGGAUGCAAAGGAAAAGGAAGAGAUGGCACAGACAAGAAGAAAACAAAGAACAUUACAUUCUCUCAGUAUUUCAAGUAAUAGAAUAUGCAACAAGUACCUUGGACUUUUGACGUUAAAGCAACUAGUUUUAUAUCUAACAGGAUUGUUGAUGGGAUAAUAGAAGUAUAGGCAAGCAGAAGUGUGUUUUAUAGCCCAAACGUGUAAAUGUAAGAGGCUUUUGGUUUGCAUUUUCUAGAUGUCAAUAUAUGUUAUCUUAGUAGCUAUGACAUAUACAUUUGCAUGA